Molecule: messenger RNA, 1794 nt
Organism: Colletotrichum graminicola M1.001
Lineage: Eukaryota; Fungi; Ascomycota; Sordariomycetes; Glomerellales; Glomerellaceae
Product: fatty acid desaturase
Exons: 2
Coding region: 1-1794 (597 amino acids)
Biological process (GO): lipid metabolic process
Cellular component (GO): membrane
Molecular function (GO): oxidoreductase activity, acting on paired donors, with oxidation of a pair of donors resulting in the reduction of molecular oxygen to two molecules of water
Source: RefSeq, a predicted model, not a curated record
AUGGCCACCGCCGUCGACGUUCCUGUGGCCACCGCAGGAUUGGCACCACGUGGAAUCCCUACAAAGACGAGGGAAUACCCGCUCAUGUCACGCCGCCAAAUCGAAGGCUUGAUUGCUCAGGGCAAAGUCGUCACAAUUGUUGAUCAAUUCGUCCUCAAGCUGGAUGGGUGGCUGCCGUACCAUCCUGGCGGCGAUAAGGCCAUCCAGCACAUGGUCGGGCGGGAUGCCACCGACGAAGUUACAGUACUUCACUCCCCGGAGGCCAAAGCACAGAUGAUGAGGUAUCGAAUUGGAAGGAUCGAGGGACACUGGAGGAAUUUUAUGCCGCCUAUCCAGGGAGGCAAGUUCAGGAAUCUCGACGAGGGCGGCUCUGACAUGAGCGCCACCAAAGUCAAAAGCAACCUGCGUUUCUUUGGGACCUCCUCCCCCAGCGAUAUCAGUUCUCGCGAAGCUUCCCCCGUCUUCGACACCUCAUAUACCUCUGUCCGCCGUAGACACGGUGCGGCUUCUGUCUCUCCGGCCACCUCAGCAACCGACGAUGACGACGAAGACGACGACGACGAAGACGACGACGACGAAGACGACGACGACGAAGACGACAAGGAAAUGGACGGGACAGCGUUUCUCGACUCUGAGACACGCAAGCGUAUACGCCUUGACCUCGAUAAAUACCCUGCCCUGGACGACGAGACGCAGUCGGAGAUUGUGCGUAAGUACAGGCUCCUUGACGAGCGCAUCAAGGUGAAAGGGCUGUACAAUUGCAAUUACCGUGCCUACGCCAUCGAGGUGAUGCGUUUUGCGCUCCUCUUUGCUGGCAUGCUGACUUUCUUGCGUUGGGGGUGGUAUUUUCCCAGUGCCGCCUGCCUAGGCUGCUUCUGGCACCAGCUUGUCUUCUCUGCUCACGAUGCUGGUCACAUGGGCAUCACCCACAAUUUCCACCUAGAUACAUGCAUCGGGAUUUUCAUCGCUGACUUCAUGGGCGGCCUGUCCAUCGGUUGGUGGAAGCGAAAUCACAACGUGCAUCACAUCGUCACCAACUCCCCAGAGCACGACCCGGAUAUCGAGCAUCUACCCUUCUUUGCUGUGUCUCACCGUUUCCUUGGCAACUUGGCGUCGUCCUAUUACGAGCGCAUAAUGGAGUAUGACCUCGCGGCCAAGCUCUUUCUGUCAGUGCAGUCGUAUCUGUACUACCCUAUCAUGCUAUUCGGCCGCUUCAACCUUUAUAGGCUCUCGUGGGACCACCUCAUUAUGGGUCGCGGCCCCAGGAAGGGCAUCGCCUGGUGGCACCGCUGGCUCGAACUAGCCGGUCAGGCCUUCUUCUGGGCCUGGUUUGGCUAUGGCAUUGUCUACAAGUCUAUCCCCUCCAACUGGGACCGCUUCGUCUUUGUAAUCGUCAGCCACAUGUUUCAAGCGCCGUUACACGUCCAGAUCACGCUAUCUCACUUCGCCAUGAGCACAGCCGACCUGGGCCCCCACGAGUCGUUCCCACAAAAGAUGUUACGCACUACUAUGGACAUUGACUGCCCUUCCUGGCUUGACUUCUUCCACGGAGGAUUGCAGUUCCAGGUUGUGCACCACUUAUACCCGCGUAUCCCACGGCACAACCUGCGUGAGACGCAAAGGCUUGUACAAGAGUUUUGCAAUGACGUAGGUAUCCCCUACGCCCUGUAUGGCUUCAUCGACGGCAACAAGGACGUUAUCGGUCGGCUUGCGGAGGUCUCUCGACAGGCGGCCAUCUUUGCGAAAUGCCAAAAGGUUGCUGCCAAUCAAAUCCACGGCGGCCACACUCACUAA